CAUCACUGCAGCCGGCUCCUUGGGGCAGUUGUUUGAGUCGCCAUAGGGUCAGGUUGCUCGAGUUCGCCCACCAUGGCUUCUCCUGCAGCUGCGUCUCGAGAGCGUCGCCCUUCCCUCUUCGAGAAGGGGGAGGCGUCGCCCAAUUCGUUGCAGCUCGCUGAGCAGAUAGCUUCCUUCCAUGUCAACCCCCAGACCGGCAACAUCAUCACUGACAAGGUGACCAUCGUGGGAGCCGGACAAGGUACGAUACAUUGCACGCGACGGGCAGGGAGGGAAGCCAGGGCCGAACUGAGGACGAAAGGGGGGUUUGUUGUGUGGGGCUUCUUCUCUCAGUCGGGAUGGCGUGUGCCUUUGCCAUCAUGGCCCAGGGUGAGCGCCGAGCGCCCCAUUGGCUGUGCAGGCUGCUGAGUAUGGUCACACCUCCCCUACUUGUGGUGUGGUGCAGGUGUGAGUCACCAUCUCGCCCUCGUGGACAUGCAGGAAGACAAGGUGAGCCCUCUUUUCCACAUGAAGCGGUGUCUCUCCGUCCAUCGGAUCCCAUGGCUGCUUGCUCUGCCCUGUGCUGUGUGUCCGUCUGUGUAGGUGAAAGGCGAGGCGUUGGACCUGGAGCAUUCCAGCGCCUUCGUUCGUGGCGGCCUGAAAGUUGAAGCGUCCUCCAGUGAGACGACACGGAUACAGGGGACCUGAAGGCAAUGCACUGACUGUACGUGUGGAUGUGUGGGUGCCUUUGCAGCCUACGAGGUCACACACAGCAGCAGUGUGUGUGUGGUGACGGCUGGCGCCAGACAGCGGGAGGGGGAGAGCAGACUCAACCUGCUGCAGCGUAACGUCGAAGUGAGUGAGAGUGACAAGCACACACACAUCCACCAGCCCAGAUGAACCACGCACAGACAGACAGACAGACAGACAGACAGAAGCACAGACACACACACACACACACAGCACCAAGCACAGUGCUCACACACCACAGCCACAUGGAUCCCCUUCUCUCCCUCUCUCCCCCCGGCUAUGUGUGUCUGCUGCUUCAUGUCGGUUAAUACAGAUCUUCAAAGGUGAGAGACUCAAACAGACAGCACAACCACUGCAUUGCAUGCACAAACACUCCACGCAAUCCAAUCCGUGUCUGUCGCGCCCUCUUCAAUGCAGGCAUCAUCCCCGAGUUGGUGAAGCACAGGUGACCCACCAUCGCUGGGGAGACAGGCAGAGCCCCGUCAUGUCAUGUCACGUCAUGUGGAUGUGUGCCGUGUUUCUGUCUCUGUGUCUGUCUGUUUCUCUGUGCAGUCCCGACUGUCUCCUUCUGAUCGUUUCCAACCCUGGUGAGUGGAGUGGACGGGCUCAAUAUGAGUUGAUGCCAGUUGUGGAUGUUCGUCCACCCGACUGGAUUGAUCAUUUCCGCGUGGCUGUAUAUGUCUAUGCUGCCUGUCCUUCUGCUCGACUGGCCAGUGGACAUCCUGACGUGGGUGGCAUGGAAGCUGAGCGGUCUGCCCAAGGAACGCGUCAUCGGGUCGGGAACCAACCUGGACUCCUCCCGGUAAGCAACCAAGUGAGACGAGAAAACACACGCACAGGGCCCUCCAUCUCCCCCGUGUCUCUCUUCCUGGGGUGCGUCAUGCUCAGUCUGCGCACGUUCAUGAGUCAGCGUUUGGGUGUGGCCGCGACCAACUGCCAUGGAUACAUCAUCGGAGAGCACGGAGACUCCAGCGGUCGACGCGGCGCACUCACAUACUGGCACAAAAGACGGUAUGUCUCCUGUGUGUCCAUAUGCUGCUUGUGUCUGCUGGCUGCAGUGCCGGUGUGGUCGAGUAUGACGGCCUGCGGUGUGCGUUUGCGCGACCUGAAUCCCAAGGCAGGGAUGAAGGACGACCCUGAGAAGUGGGGAGAGCUGCACACCCAAGUCGUCAACGGGCGCGUUGUUUCCAUGGAGGAGAGCAUUCGAUCCAUCCAUUCUUCUGGUUGUGUGUGUAGUGCGUACGACGUUAUCAAGGCGAAGGGCUACACCUCCUGGGCCAUCGGGAUGAGCGUCGCGCAGGUUGUCCGCACACUCCUCAGAAACGAAAGCAACACGCACGUCCUCUCCGUACACGCAAAGGUAGGUACACAGACAGACAGACGCCUGCCCGAAGCAACACGGCGAGACACGUGCUGAUGGUGCGUGCACGUCCUGUCCGUGUGUGUGCAGGGUCUGCACGACAUUGACGAGGACAUGUAUCUGGCGCUGCCCACCAGUGAGCAGCGUAUGAUGCACUGGCGUGUGAUUCAUUGCUGUCUUCUGGCCUGUCCUUUCAGUCGCGGGCCCCGUUGGUGUCCAGAAGAUCAUUGCCCUGCAGCUCACCAAAGAGUAAACGAGAACGGACACCUACAUGGGCCGUGUAUGUCAUCUCUGUGUUGCGUCAUUCGCAGCGAGGAGGCUCAGUUGCAGAAGAGCGCCCAGACGUUGUGGGAGACCGCCAAAGACCUCAAACUCUGAAGGCCCGUGGAGACUGUAUUACGGUCAUCCCAACCAUACGACACGGCUUAGUCGUAGUCACCCCUUUCUUUCGCGCCUGAUGAAUGGCUGAUCGAAUUUUGCGGCAUGAUCGAUGGCACUAAGUGCUUUGUGCUCAGUAAGACUCUGAUUGGACGGGUAGGGGGGGGGGGCAAGAGACUGUGUGCUUUAGGGGAAGGCGUGACCGACUCGGAGCG
Vitrella brassicaformis is the source of this 2682-nucleotide messenger RNA. Lineage: Eukaryota; Vitrellaceae. The record is from the annotation of a GenBank genome assembly.